AUGGACGCAAAGAAGCAGCAAGCUGAGCAAAACAGCGAACAACAGAACCCUACAAGACCGCAACCACAACCACAGCAGAAUGCUCAAGAGCCGCCUAAUGACGGGCAGCAACCUUCACAGCAACAACAGCAUCAUCCGCACUAUGAGUUAGCAUCGUUUCCCGGAAUAGCUCAUCCUACCACUACUGUUGUCGUUGACCCGGCUCUUCAAGCCGAUCCAACGAAAGGAUCUCCGGCCACUUUUGCGUAUAGUCAAGCAUAUAAUCUGAUUAUCCCUCCAGGGAGUCAUCCAUUUGUCAUCACACCAGGUACAGCAGGUGCUCCUGCUUCACAGGCAGGUCAACCUGCACCACCAACGGGAAUGGACGAGCACGAAGAGCCAUUAUAUGUCAAUGCCAAACAGUAUCAUCGAAUUCUAAAACGAAGGCAAGCUAGAGCGAAAUUGGAAGCUGAAAAUAAAAUAUCGCGAGGCAGGAAGAAAUACCUUCACGAAUCUCGGCAUAAGCAUGCCAUGCGUCGACCACGUGGUCCAGGUGGGCGUUUCCUGACUGCAGCAGAGAUCGCCGACAUGGAAAGUAAAAAGAAAGAGGAUGACAACGGGUUAGCCGGAAAUAUGGGAGAUUCGCAAACAAAUGUAAAUAAUGGCAAUGCGGAUGUACCAAUGGCGAAUGGGGAUAAUGGCGUCAAAAUCGAGUAA
Molecule: messenger RNA, 696 nt
Organism: Paraglomus occultum
Lineage: Eukaryota; Fungi; Glomeromycota; Glomeromycetes; Paraglomerales; Paraglomeraceae
Source: the annotation of a GenBank genome assembly